This is a messenger RNA of Apus apus (common swift), 878 nucleotides long. It is a transcript of the gene METTL26, whose product is annotated as methyltransferase like 26. The record is from RefSeq and is a predicted model, not a curated record. The transcript is spliced from 6 exons. Bases 54 to 662 code for a protein of 202 amino acids. NCBI's taxonomy places the organism in Eukaryota, Metazoa, Chordata, Aves, Apodiformes, Apodidae.
GGGCGGGAUGGGAGUUGUAGUCCCUGCGCUGCGGACCCCGCCCCCCCCCAGGCAUGCAGGCACCGGCGGCCGCGGAGCGCAACAAGGGCCCGAUCCUGGCGGUGCUGCGGGAGUACGCGGGGCCCGGCCCGCUGCGGGUGCUGGAGGUGGGGUCGGGCGCGGGGCUCCACGCCGCGCACUUCGCGCGGGCGCUGCCGCGGAGCCGCUGGCAGCCCUCCGACAUCGACCCGCGGGCGCUGCGCAGCAUCGCUGCCUAUGCCGAGGCCAUGCAGGUGCCCAACGUGCUGCCCCCCAUCCUGCUGGACGUCUCGCAGGGCUGGGAGGCCUGGGGGGGCAACCAACCCGCCAGCCUCGACCUCCUCGUCAGCAUCAACAUGAUGCACAUCGCGGAGCUGCGCUGCACCGAGGGCCUGUUCAAGGGUGCUGGGGUGCUGCUGAAGCCUGGAGGGGUGCUCUUCACCUAUGGGCCCUACGCUGUGGAUGGUCGGAUCAGCCCCCAGAGCAAUGUGGACUUUGACCACAGCCUGAGGCAGAGCAAUCCCGCCUGGGGCCUUCGGGACACGGCGCUGCUGCGGCAGCUGGCUGAGGCCAACGGGCUGCGCCUGGAGAGGAUGGUGGACAUGCCUGCCAACAACAAGAGUCUCAUCUUCCGCAAGCAGUGACCUGCCCCAUCAGCACCUCCCGGCACAGCUACCCCACCUCGAGGGGUCACACAGUCCCUGUGCUGGUGCCAGCUGGGGCUGGGGACAGCAGAGACAGGACGGUGCCCCACUCACCCAGCUGGGGUUGGGGGGGGCCCAUCUCCCCCAGCCCCUUUGGGGCUCCCUUUACCUGCUCCGGAGAAGCCACUGCAGUUGCCAUGGGGGGGGCACAGGUAU